Molecule: messenger RNA, 1242 nt
Organism: Pieris brassicae (large cabbage white)
Lineage: Eukaryota; Metazoa; Arthropoda; Insecta; Lepidoptera; Pieridae
Product: aldo-keto reductase AKR2E4-like
Exons: 9
Coding region: 41-1051 (336 amino acids)
Molecular function (GO): oxidoreductase activity
Source: RefSeq, a predicted model, not a curated record
UCAUGUUGUUUAAUAUUAGUAUUGAGCUAAAUUUCGGACAAUGAACAUGCUUCCUGCUGUGUUACUUCUAUUAAAUUUCAAUUAUAUUAUAUGCGACACUGAUGGCGGAAAAGCGCCAAGGAUACCAUUGAAUGAUGGCAACUUUAUGCCUGCUAUGGGAUUGGGGACGCUUGUCUUUGACGAAAACGGACACGAAGAAGAAGAAGUGGAGGAACCUGUGACUUGGGCUCUUAAUGCUGGAUACAGAAUGAUUGACACAGCCUCCGGCUACGAAAACGAAGACCAAGUUGGAAGAGCCAUUCUCAAUUCGAAUGUACCCAGGGAACAGGUCUUCAUUGUUACUAAGCUCGGUUUGAAUGAACAAAGAGAUGUUGUACAAUCCUUAAGAGGUUCGCUGAAACGUCUAAACACUUCGUACGUAGAUUUGUAUCUGAUAGCAAAUCCAGUUGCAUUAAAGCCCGACGAUAAUAGCUUUGAUACCGUAGACUAUUUAGACACUUGGAAGGGCAUGGAGGAGGCGAAACGCCUCGGCCUUGCCAAGUCCAUAGGUGUUUCUAACUUCAACAUAAGUCAGAUGGAGCGUCUAUUAUCCAACUGUGAGACACGACCAGCAGUUCUACUGGUUGAAGUAAACCUAAAUUUGGUCCAAAAUGAACUCCAGGAAUUUACAAAAAGAGAAAAUAUCGCUUUAAUGGCGUUCAUGCCAUUUGGUUCGCUCUACGACAAGACUGGUGUACCGCCUCCGCCCAGGAUUGAUGACGCUACAUUGGUGGAACUGGCCAAUAAAUAUAAGAAGACAGUGCCACAAAUAGUGCUACGGUAUUUGGUACAACGAGGUAUUUCACCCAUAACACAGUCAUUCGGUAAAGAGAAAAACGAAAAAAAUAUCGACAUAUUUGAUUUUGAACUGGCCGAGUCGGAUAUGAUUACUUUGAGUCAAUUCAAUAAAAACUAUCGCGUCGUCUUGCCUAGUUUCUGGCAGGAUCAUCCCUAUUAUCCCUUUGAAAGGAAAGAUAAUGCUGAUAAUACUUCGUCAAAAACUCACGCCUAAAUAAAUUGAGAUUUAUUUGUCCAUUCCAAGACGAUUCCUAGCUUUUUAAAGUUUAAAAUAUGUUAAAUUGAGUUAAAUUUUUAUCUGGGAAUUAUUCCGUAUUCAUAUACGACAUUUGAGGAUCCCAUUCUUACAUUUUAAUUAAUAAAUUAUUUAGAAAUAACAAUUUGAUCGACAGGGCAUAUAAUAAA